This is a messenger RNA of Acaulospora colombiana, 1953 nucleotides long. The record is from the annotation of a GenBank genome assembly. Lineage: Eukaryota; Fungi; Glomeromycota; Glomeromycetes; Diversisporales; Acaulosporaceae.
GUAAAAGAAAAUUGGCUACCGAACCAGCGACCAAAGAAAUACCGAACAUCGAAUGAGUGCUGCAUAGGGGUUUUCAAGAAGCUCCUGAGACUUUCUCGAGUGACAUGGCUUCUGGCUCUCGUACCUUGGACUGAGGGACAAAGGUUGGAUUCGAUGCAGAUGCUUUCCCUUGUUGUGGAUGAAGGGGAGAUUGAGCAUUGGCGAACCAAAGUUGAAACUGAACCAGAGGGUCCGGAUGAACAGAUGCAGGACCGAAUGGAGGAGAGCGAUACUGAUCCCAUGUCGCAGCUAUCUCGUGGCAGCUCGGCAUAUUCAGUCUUUCAUAAUGGGGAAGAAAUAAUCUAUCUUACCUCAGACGAUGAGGACGGGAUUGAUAACCAGGCAGGUUCUGAAACCCCACCAUCCUCGUACCCGGUUUCUUCUACACCAGACUACAAUGCACCAUCUGGAUUCACAUGUGUCGAUUCCAGCGAUGAGGAGGACCUAUUGGCUUCAGUUGCUCAAUUGGAGGCAACACAGGCCAAGAUACGACGGAGGCUUUACAGCCAUGCAAACUCCAAGGCCCACAUUGGCACGACAGAGUCCUCUGAGCUCGACAAUGGAACAGCCUCUCAUCCACCGCCUGCUUCAUCCUCGUUUCGAGCACUUGGUUCUUUGCCAACUGGCCAUGACCUCAUAACCGCUAACGUGAAUGAUCAUAAAUCACGCUUUCAUGUUGCCAGUGAUGACAGCGAUUCAACGCGAAGCAUUGUGCAGGAGUUCAGCCGCCCCAGAAAGAGGAGGAGGACCGGGAAAGAGGUCAAAGCAGAGAAGGAACUGAAGGCACAAGAAAGAGAGCUCAAACGGAUUACAAAGCAACAAGAGAAAGAGAGAAAGACCGCUGAAAGAGUCCAAGCAAAAGAGAGAAAAGCACUAGAAAAGCAAGCCAAAGAAGCCGACAAAAUCUAUAAGAAAAAGUAUGCAGAAGCCAACAAGCUCGUCACAGACAAGAAAUCUACUCUACCCGAGUUUAUGGUCGAAGUUUCAACGGCGUUCCAGCGGCACCCCAUACUCGCUCAAUGUCUCAACGAGUUCAAGUCAAAGAUGCGACAGAGCGGUUGCAGUGUUUUGUAUUUCCAGAAUCCUUACAUGCAUCCCCAUGUGAUGCGAUGGAGAAAGAGAGUGGACAAGGAAUAUGACACAGAGUUAAAAGAGUGGCUCCCGACCGAGAAUCCCUAUGAGGCUUUGGAACCCCUGUUUUCGGUCUUUUAUACUGCGGAGGAACUUCUCCCGAAGAUCAAUUCGAACGAUCACCUCGCUUUCGAAGAGAUCAGCAACAUCAAGACAGUAUUGCAAACGGAGCCGCAUACAGGGUCUACGAGCACAGACAGAUUAGGACGAAGUGCAUCGGGAGAGUACCAGCUCAUAGUGGUCGUUUUUGGGAUGAAGAGUUACUGUAGAGGAAAGCCUGCCUCCUUCCGACAAGCAUUCAUCAAAUUUGCCUUGCAUGUCAAUGUCUAUCACCGCGUACAUGUCAUCUAUUGCGAAGAUGUACGAGACUUUGCUACAAAACUUUUCAAUAUUUCUGCGGACCAAGGAAUCAAAAUUCACAAGCUCAUCAAGCGUUCCCAUCUUCCAUAUGUAUCUGAUACCUCAAUCAAGACAGGAGAUAGUCUUACGGACACGUACAAAAAGAUGCUAUCCCAAAACUAUAAAUUCACGCGUCCAGUUGUUGAAGCGGUAUGCGGUGCAAAACCAACUCUGAACCAACUCAUGUCCUCUUAUGCUGCGAUUGGGAACCAACAGGAGAGAGAGCUGCUCUUUGCGCCCGUGAUGGUCCACAGAUACAGGGAAGAAGGGCAGUCGAGCACGACGAUGAAUGUCAGUCUCUCAAGGAGAUUACACAAAACUUCUUUUGGUACAGAUCCUUUGGCAUUUGUGGGACCUGACACCACCGCGAACAAAUAUCGUUAA